UAAGACUGGGGUUUGGGGUUAUGGAUAUUCAGACAAAAGCUAUAAGAAUAAUUCCCACCUAGGACGAGAAUGUCAGAAGGCCCUGAGGUAAGGAUAGAAAAGUCUCCACUCUCUACCUUUCACCUCCCAGGCCCCAACCUGAUAAUUUUAAUGCAGGUAAUUUCAAAUCUCAUUUUUAUUUCAGGUUCUGAAAAAUCACCUGAAGAUGUCCUUUAAUGAGCAGCAAUGCAAGCAGCCAUGUGUGCCCCCUCCGUGUCUUCAAAAGAACCAAGAGCAGUGCCAGGCAAAGGCUGAGGAAGUGUGCCUCCCUCCAAGCCAGGACCCCUGCCAAGAGAAGUGCCCAGCCCAAAUUCAGGAGGUGGGUCUUCCUCAAUGCCAGGAAUUAAGCCAAGAAAACUAUCCACAGCAAGGCCAAGAUCCAUGCCUAUCCCCAUGCCAAGACCAAUGCCUUCCUCAGUGCAUGGAGCCGUGCCAGGAGCUAUCCCAGACUAAAUGUGUAGAAAUUUUCCCACAGAAUUCCCAGGAGAAGUGCUCUCCCCCUGGCAAGGGAAAGUAGCUGCUCAUUGGGCCAUCUAGGGUCAAGAAGAUGGCCAACAGAUGAAAACCCAACUCUAGCCCAUGCUAAGUUCUCCUGUAGUUAUUUUUAUGUGCAAUGUAGUUUCUCACCUCUUGGCUUUCUCAGUAUUCCAGGACUUAGUCUGCAUCUCUAAAGACAGUUCUCUCUGUAUUUCAUCAGUCACUGUGAAUAAGUAUUGUUUUCAGCAGUCUGGUGGAAGGUCUCAAAUGUGGGGAUGGUGUGGUUACCAGUGGAGACUACAGAAGCCUAGCACAGCUCCCUUGGGUCAAAAAUUCACCCAGCCCUGGGUGCGUACCAGCCAAGGAUGUCUUCAUUCAUCUUUCA
Molecule: messenger RNA, 901 nt
Organism: Loxodonta africana (African savanna elephant)
Lineage: Eukaryota; Metazoa; Chordata; Mammalia; Proboscidea; Elephantidae
Gene: PRR9
Product: proline rich 9
Exons: 1
Coding region: 206-556 (116 amino acids)
Source: RefSeq, a predicted model, not a curated record